AUGUCGCAUCUCGAAGCUCUCAAGAAGCCCGUCGUCUUCUCCAACGGCGUCUCUGCGCCCAACGUCACACUCAAGAGCCCCAUGACUGAGCGUCUCUGCACAUGGUCCGACGACGACUUUAAGAAGCGUGGCUGGCCCACUCCCGAAUACAUCAACCUCUACAAGGUCUGGGGUGAGGGCGAGAUCGGCACCAUCAUCCUUGGCAACAUUCCUUGCGAUGCCCGAUACCCUGAAGCCAAGAAGAAUGCCUGCAUCGACCCAGAGAUUGCUUCGCACGACGAGUACGUGAAGGCAUACAAGCCUGUCAUCGACGCUGCCAAGGCCCACGGUUCGCUUGUCAUUGCCCAGGUCACCCACGCCGGUCGUCAGACCUCCGAGGAGAUCGUCGCCACGCCCGUCUCGUCCUCCGACGUCCAGUGCCCUCCUGGUAUGGGUAUGACCUUCGGUAAGCCUCGUCCUUUGACCGUUGAUGAGAUCCACGACAUUGUCCGCCGCUUCGGUUUUGCCGCCAAGGUGCUCUACGAGGCUCAGUGCAACGGUAUCGAGCUCCACGCCGCUCAUGGCUACCUUCUCUCGCAGUUCCUUUCGCCUCGUGUCAACAAGCGAACCGACCAGUACGGUGGUGAUCUUGAAGGCCGCUCUCGCAUUGUCUUUGAGAUUAUCGAGAGUAUCCGCAAAGCUGUUCCCGACCCCAAGUUCAUCAUCUCGAUCAAGAUCAACUCUGCCGACUUUGCCGAUGGUGGAUUCGACGCUGAGGAGUCUUUCGCCAUGUCCAAGAAGCUCGAGGCUGCCGGUGUUGACCUCAUUGAGCUUUCCGGUGGUACUUACGAGAGCUCUGGCUUCGAGCACAAGAAGGAAUCGACCAUCGCCCGUGAAUCGUUCUUCAUCGAAUUCGCCGAACGCAUUCGACCUCACCUCACCAAGGCGAAGCUCGCUGUGACUGGUGGCUUCCGAUCGUCCAAGGCGAUGGCCAAGGCCGUCGAGGAGAAGUCGUGCGACAUUGUCGGUCUCGCUCGACCCCUUUGCGGUGAGCCUCGCCUGUGCAAGGCCUUGCUGAGCGGAGAACAGGAGGCAGCCAGGCCGGUUCACCCUGACUUGCCUAGACAGAUCGAGGUCGGUGCUUGUGUUGUGCAGCUCAAUCAGAUUGGUCACGGCGCCACUCCUUGCGACACCUCGACUGCGGAGGGUGCCAAAUUCGCCACUGAUGCUGUGAUGCAUCGCCGAGAACCUGAGCACGGCGGCAAGAAGGAUCAAACACAGAAGCUUUAA
Molecule: messenger RNA, 1269 nt
Organism: Ustilago hordei
Lineage: Eukaryota; Fungi; Basidiomycota; Ustilaginomycetes; Ustilaginales; Ustilaginaceae
Exons: 1
Coding region: 1-1269 (422 amino acids)
Molecular function (GO): oxidoreductase activity; FMN binding
Source: RefSeq, a predicted model, not a curated record